Nematolebias whitei (Rio pearlfish) is the source of this 1331-nucleotide messenger RNA. RefSeq names its product cholinergic receptor, muscarinic 4b (gene chrm4b). Gene Ontology annotation, biological process: adenylate cyclase-inhibiting G protein-coupled acetylcholine receptor signaling pathway; chemical synaptic transmission; G protein-coupled receptor signaling pathway, coupled to cyclic nucleotide second messenger. The transcript has 2 exons. Gene Ontology annotation, molecular function: G protein-coupled serotonin receptor activity; G protein-coupled acetylcholine receptor activity. The record is from RefSeq and is a predicted model, not a curated record. Gene Ontology annotation, cellular component: dendrite; synapse; plasma membrane. Bases 1 to 1266 code for a protein of 421 amino acids. Lineage: Eukaryota; Metazoa; Chordata; Actinopteri; Cyprinodontiformes; Rivulidae.
AUGGGACUGACACCAGAUCUCAACUCUUCUGAUUGGCUCCGCCCAUGUCUGAAUGCCUCUUCCCAGUCUUCAAUCAGAGCCCCAUAUCCUUGGAACACUGCUCAACUGAUCUUCAUCGUCAUGGUAACCGGCUCCCUGAGCGUGCUUACGGUCUUGGGCAACACACUCGUCAUCCUUUCCUUCAAAGUGAACCGUCACCUGCGGACACUCAACAACUACUUCCUGCUGAGUCUGGCGGCGGCUGACCUGCUCAUCGGCCUGAUGUCCAUGAAUGUGUACACGCUGUACCAGCUGCGGGACCACUGGCCCAUGGGGGCCCUGAUCUGCGACAUGUGGCUUGUCCUGGACUACGCGGUGAGCAGCGCUUCUGUUCUGAACCUGCUGCUCAUCAGUUUGGACCGGUACCUCUGUCUGACGCGGCCUCUCAGCUACCCAGCGUGGCGGACAGGCCAUGUGGCCGGUCUGAUGAUUGGCGCUGCCUGGCUACUGUCCUUCGUCUUGUGGACCCCCGCCAUCCUGUGCUGGCAGCGAGUCGGGGGCCGGCGAGCCGUCCCAGAUGGAAAGUGUUACAUUCAGCUACUGGCGAGCCCAGCCGUCACUCUGGGAACCACGCUGCCAUCCUUCUACCUGCCAGCACUGGUCAUGAUAGGACUCUACAGCCGCCUGUCGGCAGCAAGCCACCGCAGACUGAGCGCGCUCCAGGUGGAGCGGGGAUCGCUCAGGUCCCCCAGUCCUUCCAUUAAAGACUUCCUUCUAAAACGGCGCAGCUGGGCAGCCAGUGACACAGGCUCAGACCGGUCUCAGAGUUGGAGAAGAGCGUCCAUGGUGGAGACGAUGGACAACUGGAAACAACUGCAACGUCCGUCUCGUGCCGCCUCGUACCACGCAGGAGACGGAAGCUCCAACAAGACAGAAAACGACUCCUUGUCCAACACCGACCCCCAUGGCACAGCCUCAGCGGCCUUCUGUCCGACUUUCACCUCCCAGGAGAGGAGACGGCGGCGUGUCCUGGCAAGGGAGAGGAGGGUCACCAACACCAUCCUGGCCAUUGUGCUGGCCUUCAUCCUCACUUGGACGCCAUACAACGUCAUGGCCGUCAUCGCCGCCUUCUGGCACAUCCAGAUCCCCAAUGCCCUGUGGGCCACCGGGUACUGGCUGUGCUACGUGAACAGCGCCAUCAACCCUUGCUGCUACUCGCUGUGCAACGUCACAUUCAGGAAAACCUUCUGCAGCCUUCUGCGCUGCCGCGGAGGGAAGCUGCGUUGAUGCCACCGCCGCUUCUUCAGGUUUCAUCAUUCAGGCGUACCAGACUGAAGGAGGAUUUUAGCUUC